AUGGGCUAUCAGAGCGAGAUCAAUAUAGCAAUGGGUCGCGUUUCCAUGAUACGGGACUUUUUCGAUGGGCUAGCCCACCACGGCACAAUCGUGGGCAUGAGGGGCGCAACUCAAUGGAGGACGCGCAUGCUACCCGCAGAAGGCGCUUUUGAGAUGCAUGUGAGGGGAGGAAAUGAGCAAAUGAACCUUUUAUCUGUCCCCAAAACAAUCGUAUCUUCUAAGGCGAAAAUAGUAGAGUGA
Molecule: messenger RNA, 240 nt
Organism: Eimeria maxima
Lineage: Eukaryota; Apicomplexa; Conoidasida; Eucoccidiorida; Eimeriidae
Exons: 1
Coding region: 1-240 (79 amino acids)
Source: RefSeq, a predicted model, not a curated record